UAUAUGGAGUGAAAGUUUUAAUACAUGCACUAACCCUGAGAAGGGAUAAUCACUGUCAGAUCUAAAGCUACGUACGGAGGACAGUUUGCAGCUUCUACUCUGCACUAAAGUAAGCAAGAGAAGACGGAGCACAGUUUGACAUGAAUUCAAAAGAUACAGCGUUGGGUGCAACGGAAUCAAUCGACCAAAGAGUUCUUGGCGCGGCCGCAUCAACGUUGAUGAAGGACGUCCGUACGAUGAAUAGGAGAAGAAAAAGAAUGGAAUGUAGCAGUGCAGGAAAAGGUAAUGGUGAAGUAAGACGACUUCAUAUUGUUUACUUCCUGAGUCGUAUGGGUCGCAUUGAGCAUCCUCAUCUUAUUCGAGUUCAUCAUCUCACUCGAAAUGGGGUUUAUCUGCGAGAUGUUAAAAGGUGGCUAGCAGAUGUGCGAGGUAAAGAUAUGCCGGACGCCUUUACUUGGUCCUACAAGAGGAGAUACAAGAGUGGUUACGUCUGGCAAGACUUAUUGGACGAUGAUCUUAUCACCCCAAUCUCUGACAAUGAAUAUGUUCUCAAGGGCUCUGAAACUAUUCCCUCUUCCCCAUUCGAUCCUUGUUCAUAUAUUGAAAAGAGAAGCUCUUCCAUCUUCAGAAAUGAUGAUCAAGAUCAACCUUCACCCAAAGAAGAAAUUCAAGAUUCUACAGUACUCAAUUCCCCAACCCAGACCUCGUCUGAAAUUUACCAAGACUUACCUCUCUUUGGCUCUGAGAGGUCAACUUUGACGGACGAUUCAUUACUAAAGCUAGAUGAAGAGGACAAAACCAAACAAAGAGAAACUUGCGAAAAUUAUUCUUCUUUUUAUUCAAGUCUGUUGAAUAAGAAGAAGACGAAGAACAAGACGACAAAUAACACAAACAACAACGACAUAGAAAAGAUGGGUAAACCAGGUUCAUUAUUCUCAUCGUCUAGGCCAUCCUUUGCAAAGAGCAAGAGCUACUCGAACGGAGCUUCUAAUAUGUUCCGCAAUUUGAUUAAAUGUGGUGCCGUUGAAACAAAUGACUCUGUUUUAGUCUCUGUUAAUCGGGCUGAUAAAUCUUGUUCAACGAAGUCCACCAACACCAACCAUCCCGAUACUAGAGCUGCGGCGAUUUGUCAAGUAGAAAGAAUUGGAGGGUCUGCCAGGAUUUUUGGCACUCCAUGGAAUAAUCAACAUAAUCAUGUUAUGUCAAUAGCCAUGAAGAGCUUUGAUGGGGUAAGGAGUUCAAAGAAGAAGCACAACGAAUUUGCUGGCCCAAAACCGGUGUCUGCUGCAUACAAGCCAGUGGGUGGACCGACUUGCUCGCAAUGCGGGAAAUUGUUCAAGCCAGAAAAAUUGCACACACAUAUGAAGUCCUGCAAAGGAAUGAAAGCAAUAGCAAAGACUGCUGCGGUUUCUGUUGAGAUGACACCAUCACAUUCACAGAGAUCAAUAAAUGUGAAUUUGUCAAAUGAAGAAUCAACUUCUGCCUCCCUCUUGACAAGAACUGAAUUUUGAACUGUUUAAUUUUUUAUAUUUUGUUUUUCUUCUAUAGCGUAUAUUGUUAUUGUAUGGAAAAAGUA
Molecule: messenger RNA, 1576 nt
Organism: Pistacia vera
Lineage: Eukaryota; Viridiplantae; Streptophyta; Magnoliopsida; Sapindales; Anacardiaceae
Product: protein UPSTREAM OF FLC
Exons: 8
Coding region: 141-1511 (456 amino acids)
Source: RefSeq, a predicted model, not a curated record